Molecule: messenger RNA, 960 nt
Organism: Daucus carota subsp. sativus
Lineage: Eukaryota; Viridiplantae; Streptophyta; Magnoliopsida; Apiales; Apiaceae
Exons: 1
Coding region: 1-960 (319 amino acids)
Source: RefSeq, a predicted model, not a curated record
AUGUAUUCAGCGGCGGGAACAUGUGUUCGGACACCUGUCGGUGAUACUCAGUAUUUUCCAGUUGAGGUAGGGCUUCAUCAAGGGUCGGUAUUAAGCCCCUUGCUUUUUAUAAUUGUAUUGGAUGUGAUUACUCGUGACAUUCAAGCUCCUAUACCUUGGUGCAUGCUUUUUGCUGAUGAUAUUGUAUUAGUAGCUGAGUCUCGGACCGAGGUUAAUGUCAAUCUCGAACGGUGGCGUACAUCGCUAGAGGGUUAUGGAUUGCGAUUGAGCCGUUCUAAAACUGAGUAUUUAUGGGCCAAUUUCAGUGAGGAGAUUCAUGAGGAGGAUGUAGCUGUAUGCAUCGCGGAGGCCCGUGUACCACAAACGAAUACUUUUAAAUAUUUGGGUUCGAUCAUUCAGAGUAAUGGUGAUAUUUCUGCGGAUGUGACUCAUCGUAUUUUGACAGGAUGGUUACGCUGGAGGUCUGCUACUGGUGUGUUGUGUGACAAAAAUGUACCGUUGAAGUUGAAGGGUAAAUUUUAUCGGGUGGCAAUUAGACCGUCAUUACUAUAUGGUUCUGAGUGUUGGCCAUUGCGAAAAGUUCAGGAGCGUCGACUAGAGACAGCAGAAAUGCGCAUGUUGCGUUGGAUUUGUGGUAACACCAUGACAGAUCAUAUACCGAGUGUUACUUUUCGCCGUCUUUUAGGUGUUGAGCCUAUCUCUAAGAAAAUAAGGGAGGGGCGUUUGCGUUGGUAUGGACAUGUUAGGCGUAAAUGUAAUUCAGUGCCGGUUCGAAGAGUUGAACACUUAUCGGUUCGGGGCAAGAGAAAGAGAGGUCGGCCCCGUCGCACGUGGUCUGAUCAAUUAAGUUUGGACUUGGGAGCCCUAAAUCUCACGGGGGAUAUGACAUUUGAUAAGAAUGAUUGGCGACGGCGUAUUAAAGUAGUUGAGACUCGGUCUCGUGGUUUACAGAGGUUUUAA